AUGUCGGCAAACGGUUGGAGAAGUAAAUCUUGCGAAAUUUAUCGAUGUUGGAAUGAAUAUCUUACAAUCUCAUAUCCGAUUCGGAAUGGAAGUGAAAUCAAAAGUACUCUUACUCAUAAUCACGUUCGUGAGUGCAGUUGGAAUAUGGAAAUCGGUAGUAGUUACUCAUGUUUCUAUCAGCAACUACGCGUCAAUUUAAUUGAAUGGCAUCUACCAGCUGAACAAAUUUAUUUCAUUUUACUUUUUAUAUCUUUCUUCCUCUUUGGUAUUAUACUCAUAUCAUGUUUAUUUUUCAAAUGGAGACUCGUACGUAGAAAAACGAAAUCCAACUUUUCUCAUUUUAUCCAACACGAUUCGGCUGUAUUCGAACAAAAUGACCAAUUGAACUCUGGUCAAAGCUUAAUGGAUUGA
Adineta ricciae is the source of this 411-nucleotide messenger RNA. The record is from the annotation of a GenBank genome assembly. NCBI's taxonomy places the organism in Eukaryota, Metazoa, Rotifera, Eurotatoria, Adinetida, Adinetidae.